CAGAACUUACAUCUUUCUCCCUUUCCUUCUCUUUUUAUCUUUCUCUCGCUCUCUCUCGCGCCUCCCCAAAGCGACCAGGUGGGGAAUUCACAGAGGAAGAUCUGAUGUACUUGCCAGUGGAUCUCAACUAUACACAAGAUCAUGAUGGCCCUUGAAAUUACAGAAACUAUGCAAAGGAACUGUGAGGCAUCCUUUAAAUGCCUCCAGAGCCAGGGAGUGCCUUACAAUCUGCAGUGUAAUGGGAAUUCUAUAGAUGGCUUUACAGAGCUGAAAGAUGAAAUAAGUACUCACCAUGGCGGGGAUGUUGAACCAGACCGACCAUUGGGUAGUGAGUUUCCUGAGCCACCUAAUGAUUUUUACAACAAAACCACCUACCAACAUGAUUUUGGCACCUGGUCGACUUUCCAUUUUGACCCUCAAAAGGUGCAGCAGUGCCAAAUAAAUGCUUUUGAGAGCCAGCUUUAUCCAUUUCCUGUGGAGAAUCGGUUUCAAUAUGUUCCAUUUAAUAUGGUUGCUCAAGGUCAUCCGUAUGAUUUCCAAUUUCAAGAUUUUCAGUAUUUUGUGGUCAUAGACUUUGAGGCUACCUGUGAGAAGGAUAGAACUCCCAACCCACAAGAGAUAAUCGAGUUUCCAUCUGUUAUUGUGAGUAGUGUAACUGGCCAGCUGGAAGCGUGUUUUCAGACAUAUGUGCGGCCAACAUGCAAUCAGCUCCUGAGUGAUUUCUGCAAGGGUCUUACUGGUAUCCAGCAAAUUCAGGUUGACAGAGGUGUUACUCUAAGUGAGGCUCUCCUUAGGCAUGAUAAAUGGCUUGAGAAGAAGGGGAUUAAGAAUACCAACUUCGCUGUAGUGACAUGGUCGAAUUGGGAUUGUCGGGUUAUGCUGGAAUCUGAGUGUCGAUUCAAGAAGAUUAGAAAGCCCCCUUAUUUUAACCGAUGGAUCAACUUGAAGGUUCCUUUUCAUGAGGUAUUUGGUGGUGUGAGGUGCAAUCUUAAGGAGGCGGUUGAGAUGGCUGGUUUGGUAUGGCAGGGCCGUGCUCACUGUGGCCUGGAUGAUGCCAAAAACACUGCUCGCUUACUUGCACUUCUCAUGCACAAGGGUUUUAAAUUCUCCAUUACGAACUCUCUGAUGUGUCAGACUACUGACCAUUCAUUGAUGUGGAAGCAGUCCCCAGAGCUUCCGUCCUUUUCUCCUCGUCAACCACAGAAACUGAAGGAUAUGCAUGCUCCUGUAUUCCACUUUCACCCUUAUUGUUUCUGUGGGGUGCAGAGCAGCAGAGGGAUGGUCCGGAAACCAGGGCCGAAGCUAGGAAGCAUUUUCUUUGGGUGUGGGAACUGGACUGCUGCUAGAGGAGCCCUCUGCCAUUACUUUGAAUGGGUUUCUCCCUGACUGGGAGUAUGAGAAGAUUUCUCUUAAUCUCUCAUGGUCGUAUCCUAAGUUUUCUAAAAGUACCUUCUGUAAAAAAAAAAAAAAAAAAAAAGAAAAAAAGAAGGGAUAAAAGUAGUGGGUUGUCUCCUAGUGGAAGAAUGUAUGCCUACAGAGUCCAUUUAAGUAGUUGGUUCAAUUGCUUAGUAGUGUGUCUGCUAAAGACCCAAGUAGUCUUCUAAGGAAAGGGAGCUCCAACCUGUAAAGCUGACUUAUUGUUGACUGGAGAACAAUUGGGAAUGUGAGGAAUGGGUAGCUAGGAUGGUGCUUUUACAUGCUCAGGCAUGCUAAGUUUAUCUUAAAUAAUUUGUGAGAUAGGUACACUUAUCUUAAUGCCAUUUCUAAUGGGAAUCAGUAGAUCUGCUUGGCCUGGUUUGCUGCA
Messenger RNA from Corylus avellana, 1804 nucleotides. RefSeq lists its product as uncharacterized. Gene Ontology annotation, molecular function: zinc ion binding; 3'-5'-RNA exonuclease activity; nucleic acid binding. NCBI's taxonomy places the organism in Eukaryota, Viridiplantae, Streptophyta, Magnoliopsida, Fagales, Betulaceae. The record is from RefSeq and is a predicted model, not a curated record.